AGAACUGAUUCCCACUUUUUCCCUUCAAAAAAGAAUCAAAACCCCACCUUUUUUUUUUUUAACUUAAUUUUAUAUUUCCUUCCCUCUCUCUCCUCAUCCUUUACAUAAGAAGCCUUUUGCUUCUGUGUUUUUAAGCCUUGUGGAGUUCCACUCACUCCCCCUACUUCUUUUCUUUUUCUUUUUCUUUUCCUUUUAUUUUUCGAAUCUUCAGUUACAGUCACAGCAACAGCAAAAAGUAGAGAGAGAGAGAGAGGCGAGGAUGGGGGAGAAGGAGGCGAGCCUCGAUGCCGUGCUCAAGGAGGCGGUGGAUUUGGAGAACAUACCAUUGGAGGAGGUGUUUGAGAACCUACGAUGCAGCCCCGAGGGGCUCACCAGCGAACAAGCCGCGCAGAGGCUCGGCAUUUUUGGCCCCAACAAGCUCGAGGAGAAGAAGGAGAGCAAAUUCCUGAAAUUCUUAGGGUUCAUGUGGAACCCUCUAUCCUGGGUCAUGGAGGCCGCGGCGAUCAUGGCGAUCGCCCUCGCGAACGGAGGGGGGAAGCCCCCGGAUUGGCAAGAUUUUGUGGGCAUCAUCACCCUGCUUCUGAUCAACUCGACGAUCAGCUUCAUCGAAGAGAACAACGCCGGCAAUGCGGCCGCCGCCCUCAUGGCUCGGCUCGCCCCGAAAGCCAAGGUUCUUAGGGAUGGAAGAUGGAGUGAGGAGGAAGCAGCUAUCCUUGUCCCGGGAGACAUCAUCAGCAUCAAACUCGGGGAUAUCAUUCCAGCCGAUGCGCGUCUCCUUCAUGGAGAUCCGUUGAAGAUCGAUCAGUCUGCCCUCACCGGAGAGUCACUGCCGGUAACCAAAGGUCCCGGUGAUGGUGUGUAUUCCGGUUCAACGUGCAAGCAGGGUGAGAUCGAGGCGGUUGUUAUAGCGACCGGUGUUCACACAUUCUUCGGCAAGGCCGCACAUUUGGUCGACUCCACAAACCAAGUUGGUCAUUUCCAAAAGGUCUUGACAUCUAUUGGGAAUUUCUGUAUCUGUUCCAUUGCAGUAGGAAUGUUUGUGGAGAUUAUUGUUAUGUAUCCGAUUCAGCACAGAGCAUACCGCCCCGGAAUUGACAAUCUAUUGGUUCUUCUCAUUGGAGGGAUUCCCAUCGCCAUGCCCACUGUUCUAUCUGUCACAAUGGCAAUCGGAUCCCAUCGUUUGGCUCAACAGGGAGCUAUCACAAAGAGAAUGACUGCAAUUGAAGAGAUGGCUGGCAUGGAUGUUCUUUGCAGUGAUAAAACUGGAACGCUGACUUUGAAUAAGCUAACUGUGGACAAGAACCUUAUUGAGGUUUUUACAAAGGGAGUAACCCAGGACACAAUAAUUCUGAUGGCUGCUCGAGCUUCACGAACUGAAAAUCAAGAUGCUAUAGACACUGCCAUUGUUGGCAUGCUCGCUGACCCAAAAGAGGCACGUGCUGGUAUCCAAGAGGUUCAUUUUCUUCCUUUUAAUCCUACGGACAAAAGAACUGCUCUGACUUACCUUGAUAGUGAGGGAAAGAUGCAUCGGGUUAGCAAAGGUGCACCAGAACAGAUUCUCAAUCUUGCCCACAAUAAAUCUGAGAUAGAGCGCAGAGUACAUGCUGUGAUUGAUAAGUUUGCUGAGCGUGGACUUCGGUCGCUUGCUGUGGCGUAUCAGGAGGUUCCAGAAGGCAGAAAAGAGAGUUCGGGAGCUCCAUGGCAGUUCUUUGGCCUUUUGCCACUUUUUGAUCCUCCCCGACAUGAUAGUGCAGAAACAAUUAGAAGGGCUCUGAACCUUGGUGUGAAUGUCAAGAUGAUUACAGGUGAUCAGCUCGCCAUAGGAAAGGAAACCGGCCGUCGUCUGGGUAUGGGUACAAAUAUGUACCCAUCAUCUGCUUUGUUGGGCCAGAACAAGGAUGAGUCUAUAGCUGCUUUGCCGAUCGAUGAGCUAAUAGAGAAGGCUGAUGGUUUUGCUGGAGUAUUCCCUGAGCAUAAGUAUGAGAUUGUUAAACGCCUGCAAGCACGGAAGCAUAUUUGUGGAAUGACUGGUGAUGGAGUCAAUGAUGCUCCAGCCCUAAAGAAAGCUGAUAUUGGGAUAGCUGUCGCGGAUGCUACUGAUGCAGCUCGUAGUGCUUCUGAUAUCGUUCUUACAGAACCCGGUCUCAGUGUGAUCAUAAGUGCUGUGCUGACUAGUCGUGCAAUUUUUCAGCGUAUGAAGAACUACACCAUCUACGCAGUGUCAAUUACCAUCCGUAUAGUGCUUGGGUUUAUGUUGCUCGCGCUCAUAUGGAAGUUUGAUUUUCCACCAUUUAUGGUCCUGAUCAUCGCUAUCCUAAAUGACGGUACCAUAAUGACUAUAUCAAAGGACAGGGUGAAACCAUCCCCACUCCCAGAUAGUUGGAAGCUGGCUGAGAUAUUCGCAACUGGAAUUAUCCUCGGUGGUUACUUGGCCAUGAUGACUGUCAUUUUCUUCUGGGCGGCGUACAAAACUGAUUUCUUCCCGCGGGUAUUCAAGGUUGAAAGUCUCGAGAAAACAGCUCAGGAUGACUUCCAAAAGCUCGCAUCUGCAGUUUACCUUCAAGUUAGCACCAUCAGUCAAGCUCUCAUAUUCGUAACGCGGUCCCGCAGUUGGUCCUUUGUUGAGCGCCCCGGUUUGCUCCUCGUCACUGCUUUCUUCGUUGCUCAGCUGAUUGCUACAUUGAUUGCCGUGUAUGCUGACUGGGGAUUCGCUGCAAUCAAAGGGAUCGGAUGGGGUUGGGCCGGUGUCAUUUGGCUUUACAAUAUCAUUUUCUACUUCCCUCUCGAUAUAAUCAAAUUCUUAAUCCGAUAUGCGCUCAGCGGCAAAGCGUGGGAUCUUGUUAUUGAGCAAAGAAUUGCUUUUACGAGAAAGAAGGAUUUCGGUAAGGAAGCGAGAGAGCUCCAGUGGGCGCACGCCCAGAGAACGCUGCAUGGGCUUCAACCGCCGGACACCAAGAUGUUCAGCGAAAGGAGCAACGUCAACGAACUUAAUCAGAUCGCCGAAGAGGCCAAGAGACGAGCCGAAAUUGCGAGGCUAAGGGAACUGCAUACACUGAAAGGGCACGUGGAGUCCGUGGUGAGGCUGAAGGGCUUGGACAUCGAGACCAUCCAACAAGCCUACACCGUCUGAUCGAGCGCGCUAAUGUUAUCGCUAAUGUUAUCGAACGGCGGUGAGCAUUUUCAUUUAUUUUCGUUUUUCUUUUUUGUGUUUUUCUUUUUUUAACCUAUUGGUUCUGCUACUUAUUGUGUGAAACAAAUCAAAACAAGAGCUCGUAACUAGUUAGACCCAUGAUGCCUAUGGAUUUUUCUCCCCUUUUGUUAUUAUUAUUAUUAUUAUUAUUAUUAUUAUUAUUCCAAACUAUCUGAAUUAAUGUGAGUUGGAUGCUUCUUUCUUUUGCUC
This is a messenger RNA of Ananas comosus (pineapple), 3400 nucleotides long. RefSeq names its product plasma membrane ATPase 3. The coding region runs from base 260 to 3130 and encodes 956 amino acids. The transcript has 21 exons. Gene Ontology annotation, biological process: regulation of intracellular pH; proton export across plasma membrane. The record is from RefSeq and is a predicted model, not a curated record. Gene Ontology annotation, cellular component: plasma membrane. Gene Ontology annotation, molecular function: ATP binding; P-type proton-exporting transporter activity; ATP hydrolysis activity. NCBI's taxonomy places the organism in Eukaryota, Viridiplantae, Streptophyta, Magnoliopsida, Poales, Bromeliaceae.